Molecule: messenger RNA, 457 nt
Organism: Eremothecium sinecaudum
Lineage: Eukaryota; Fungi; Ascomycota; Saccharomycetes; Saccharomycetales; Saccharomycetaceae
Exons: 1
Source: RefSeq, a predicted model, not a curated record
AUGAUAUCUGCAAAAAUCCGCUGGAAGUACUUUUCUGCGCUCUUUAUGUGCGUUAUUUGUACUAUUUAUCUUAGGCAUCACCACGAAUGCUAAACUCAAAAGUAUAACUAAGGAUAAUGACAAAUUAGCUCACUUUGUAGCCUUUUUUGUGGAUACUUGGUUGUUUGUAAGAUGCAUUGUUCCGAAGUACAUUGAUACCGAGGCUAUAUUUGGACGCUUUGGGCCGCUUCGUCGUAUAGUAGCGUAUGGGGACUUGGAUUCUGGCCAAACUGUGAUGGUCUAUAGAAUUCCUAAAUACGUGCUCGUUAUUGGACUUGUGAUAGUUGCUGCAGUCGGCAGCGAGUUACUGCAGCCUGUUUUAUCAGGAGGUAAGAGGACUUUUGAUGUUUGGGACAUAGCGGGGAAUCUCCUUGGCGGAUUAACGGGCGUAGCAGGAGGUUACCUAUGCGAAAUGUAA